AUGGCCUCCCCCAACAGCCAUGCUGCGUCAUCAGCAGCAGCAGCAGCGUCACGCCCCGCCCACACUCUCCGCCUACUCGACGGCUUUCAGAUAGCCCUCGGCCGCCGUCUCAACGGCAACGCCACGGCCAUCGGCCGCGUCUAUGAGACCGAGCUGCCUCACACCGGCGGCGCCAGAUCGUCAGCGCUGAAGCUGUUUGUCCUGCCCAGCAACCACGCGGACAAGAGGGAGCGGCUGAUCAAGGAGGCCGAGAUCGAGAGGGGUGCUGGGCAAGUGCGGCGAGGACUCGCUCCUCGUCGGGAUAUACGAGCCCCACUGCCACACCGACCCCAGCAUCCCCGACACGCUCGUCAUCGAGCAUCAGGACGGCCACGUGAGUGAGGAGGAGUGUCUGCUCAUUGCUCUACAGCUGUUGGCAGGUGAGGGGGCGAUGCAUGCAGACCAAUACACGAUUCAUGCACACAUGGACCUCUCUGUGUCUCUCUUUUCUGUGUUAGGCAAGGAGUGGCAGCCGGUCGACGACCUCCUGAAGGAGCACAGCUUCAGCAAGCUGGCUCAGCUGAAGGAGAACGAGGCCGUGAAGGACCCCAAGGACAUCGGCAAGAAGCUGCAGAGCCUUCUCGGGCUGCGGCUGUACGUGAGGUGCCAUCGCGCGGUGGUGCAGUUUGGCGUGCUGGCCCUGGACAAUCUCUCCAAGGCUGUCCUCUUAAGAAGUGCUUCCUGGAGAGGCUCGAGGUGCCCGGCAGCUGCCGUGAGUGUGGCCAAACUGGACACCAUUUUGCCCACACAUGAAAGAGGUCAGCCAUCCAGCCACAAUUGCUUGAACCAGAAAGGACUGUUCGUGUCUGUAUUGUUUGGUUCAGGUUAA
This is a messenger RNA of Vitrella brassicaformis, 868 nucleotides long. The record is from the annotation of a GenBank genome assembly. NCBI's taxonomy places the organism in Eukaryota, Vitrellaceae.